Elephantulus edwardii (Cape elephant shrew) is the source of this 521-nucleotide messenger RNA. RefSeq names its product nucleoporin seh1-like. The annotation marks the transcript as partial. The transcript has 4 exons. The record is from RefSeq and is a predicted model, not a curated record. Gene Ontology annotation, biological process: positive regulation of TORC1 signaling; cellular response to amino acid starvation. Gene Ontology annotation, molecular function: protein binding; structural molecule activity. Gene Ontology annotation, cellular component: Seh1-associated complex; nuclear pore outer ring. NCBI's taxonomy places the organism in Eukaryota, Metazoa, Chordata, Mammalia, Macroscelidea, Macroscelididae.
AUGUUCGUUGCGCGGAGUAUUGCAGCGGAUCAUAAGGAUCUCAUCCACGAUGUGUCUUUCGACUUCCACGGAAGGCGGAUGGCGACCUGCUCCAGUGACCAGAGUGUCAAGGUCUGGGACAAAAGUGAAAAUGGGGAUUGGCAUUGUACUGCUAGCUGGAAGACACAUAGUGGAUCUGUGUGGCGUGUGACAUGGGCCCAUCCUGAAUUUGGACAGGUUUUAGCUUCUUGUUCAUUUGACCGAACAGCUGCUGUAUGGGAAGAAAUUGUAGGAGAAUCGAAUGAUAAACUGCGAGGACAGAGUCACUGGGUCAAGAGGACAACUCUAGUGGAUAGCAGAACAUCGGUCACUGAUGUGAAAUUUGCUCCCAAACAUAUGGGUCUUAUGUUAGCGACCUGUUCAGCUGAUGGGAUAGUAAGAAUAUAUGAGGCCCCUGAUGUUAUGAAUCUUAGUCAGUGGUCUCUGCAGCAUGAGAUCUCGUGUAAGCUAAGCUGUAGUUGUAUUUCUUGGAACCCAUCAAG